This is a messenger RNA of Candidula unifasciata, 1680 nucleotides long. Lineage: Eukaryota; Metazoa; Mollusca; Gastropoda; Stylommatophora; Geomitridae. The record is from the annotation of a GenBank genome assembly.
AUGACAGUGGAAGCCAGGCUUAUGUCCAACGAGUUUAUAAGAAUUGGAACGUACAUCGGAUGGAAGAGCAACGGAAAACCCAACAUUAUAGACCUGGUCAAAGCAGGGUUUUACUACACUGGACAUUCAGACAUUGUCCGCUGCUUCUCGUGCGGGGUCGAAAUCGAAGACUGGCAGCAGAACUCUGACCCGUUUGUAAUGCAUUCUUCCAACAGCCCUGGGUGUGCAGCUGUGUCUGAUUCUGGUAGUAACAACAGACAGGAUUAUGUUCCUUCACUCUGCGAGCCAAACCAAAGUUCAUCUAGUAAUGCCCCAUUAUCCAGAAAUGAAACUGUUGGCCAAAUGUCUGUCAAUAGUCUGUGCUUCAGAGGACCUUGGAGUAGAAGCUCAACUGUCAAUCGAACAUAUUCCUCAAACCAGUAUGAAAACGAUUCUCAAACUGCAAGCCAAACAUCUACUUCCUAUACCCUAGAGCCAAGAGAAGACAAUACAAACUGUAGCCCAAACCAAACGGAAACAAGUUCUAGGACUCAUAUCCAAAGAAGUAGAUCUGACGGUGCCGAGCGAUCUCUCAAAAAGGACAUACACACUAUUCCUCAUAGAAAGACUUCAACCUCAGACGUCCAUCCUACAGAACUGCGAGCGUCAGAAGAAGCUCGCUUUCAAACGUACUUUCGGUGGACGAGCAUCAGUGUAGCUCGAGCCAGGGAAUUUGCCCGUGCUGGCUUUAUUUACGUGGGCCCUGCAGACAGGGUACAGUGCGUAUUCUGCAAUGGAAUGUUGCACCUGUGGAAAAGUGAAGAUUCACCGGUGGGUGAGCACCGCAAGCACUUUCCUCAGUGUAGAUAUGUAGUGGAAUACUUAUCUGCUGAAAAACUUGCAGUACCAAAACAUGCCAAGUACAGAACAGAAGCUAGUCGCUUGGAGUCUUUCCAGGACUGGGAUCCACACAAAAACCCCAAACCUACAUCGUUAGCAAAAGCUGGAUUUUUCUACACAGCGGGGGUUUGUGCGAAUGGGACGCCAACGAUGACCCCAUGGGUCGAGCAUGCGCGAUGGUUCCCAAACUGCUCCUAUGUCACACAGACAAAGGGCCCAGCUUUCAUCAGCGCAGUACUGGGCAGCACUAAAUUCGCAGUAAUUUUUUUUUUUUUUGGCGAUUUUUUUUCAUACGUAAUUUUUUUUCUAAUCUGCUACAAAACUUUAUUUACAGAAAAUACAGACAUUAGGAGGAUCAUGGAAGACAAAAUGACUGCCCAAAUGGACAAUCCAGUUAUUAAAGCAGUUUUACGACUGGACAUUCCCAAGAAAUUUGUCAAGAAGGCAAUCAGACAGAGGUUAACAGACAAAGGGCAGGACUUCACAAAUGAGACAGCUCUCCUGGAAGCUGUGUUUGGGCUCAGCAAAAAAUCUGGCCAAGAUUUGGGAACCACAAAGAAACUCAGGGUGCCGACAUAUGGUGCCAGUGCUUCAUCGACCAGCAAAAAUUUCUUACUGCUGGCUGAAGAGAAUCAGAAACUGAAGGAGCAGAAGAUGUGUAAAAUCUGCUUAGAUGAAGAUGCCUGUGUGGCAUUUAUACCAUGUGGUCAUUUAGUCUGCUCAUCUUGUGCACCUGCCUUAGCUCUCUGCCCCAUCUGUCGUGCCAAGAUCACAAGUACGAUUCGAACUUACAUGUCUUAG